Molecule: messenger RNA, 1472 nt
Organism: Coccomyxa subellipsoidea C-169
Lineage: Eukaryota; Viridiplantae; Chlorophyta; Trebouxiophyceae; Coccomyxaceae
Exons: 7
Coding region: 1-1314 (437 amino acids)
Biological process (GO): CAAX-box protein processing
Cellular component (GO): endoplasmic reticulum membrane
Molecular function (GO): metalloendopeptidase activity
Source: RefSeq, a predicted model, not a curated record
AUGACUGAUGCUGGGACUAUUCUGGCGUCCGGCAUUUCGUAUUUGGACGUCGUGAUUAUAUUUAGCGUUUUUGUCUACGUCCUUAAUACUUACCUGGACUUCAGACAGUUUGGGGCGAUCUCAAAGCCAGCUCCUCCAGCGCCUUUGAGAGAAUCCUACCCGCCAGCUGAGUACAGGAAGACACAGGAGUAUCAACUAGACAAGUGGUACUUUGGCUUCUUCAGCGGCAUUUUCAAUCAUGUGCUUGAGCUGACCCUGCUCUGCACCUACUACCUGCCGUGGCUAUGGGGCAAGUCGGAGACUGUGACCCAGCACUUGGCAAAACGGACUGGCUGGUUCAGCAGCAGCGAGAUCCCCAUCACCAUCAUGUUCUUCCUGCUGGACAGCGCAAAGGACACCCUCAUUAGCCUGCCCUUCAGCCUGUACCACACCUUUGUCCUGGAGCAGCACCAUGGCUUCAACAAGCAGACCCUCAGGCUGUUUGUGUUGGACUUUAUCAAAUCGAUCCUGCUGGGUUCGGUGCUCGGGCCCCCGGUUGUUGCCGGCUUCACAUGGAUCCUGCAGCGCACGAGCGCCUACAUGCCGCUGUACCUGUGGGCCUUCUUCUUCGGCCUCCAGAUCUUCUUCAUGACCAUCUACCCGGUCUUCAUCGCCCCCCUGUUCAACAAGUUCUCUCCCCUUGAGAAGGGCACCCUCAGGACGGCGAUAGAGGAGCUGGCCGGGUCACUGCAAUUCCCGCUCACCAAGCUGUUUGUGGUGGACGGGUCCACGCGCAGCGCGCACAGCAACGCCUACAUGUACGGCUUCUUCAAGAACAAGCGCAUCGUCCUCUACGACACCCUCAUCGAACAGUGCAGCGAGGACCAAGUCGUGGCCGUCCUCGCACAUGAACUGGGGCACUGGAAGCUGGGCCACACGCUGAAGAACCUGAUCCUGACCCAGAUGCAGAUGCUGUGCACAUUUGCACUCUUCUCCCUGGUGAAGGAGUCCACAGGGCUCUUCACCUCCUUUGGCUUUGUCAACCAGCAGCCUGCAUUCAUCGCUUACACCCUCUUCAGCAUCAUUUCUGCCCCCGUCAACGAGGUGGUGGGCCUGCUGAGCAACAUCCUCAGCCGGAGGUUUGAGUUCCAGGCGGACGCGUUCGCGGUGUCCCUCGGAAAAGCAGAGGAGCUCAAACAGGCGCUGAAGAUCCUGGAUGCCAAGAACCGCAGCGCUGUGAAUGUGGACCCCCUCUACAGCGCUUACCACCACAGCCACCCUCCUCUGGUGGAGCGGCUUACAGCUGUUGAUGCAGCCACCAAGAAGGGGGAGUGAGGGGGAGAUGCUUUGACAAGGUCACUUGCCGAGCUGACUUCUCAGUGAGGACCAGUUACUUCACUACAUAACCCAGGAGAGAAUGCGUGCAUGAAAUUUGGUGCAAGCGCCAACGUAGAGAGGAAGGGGUGCCUCGCUGUGUAAACAGGAGUGUAUUG